Molecule: messenger RNA, 850 nt
Organism: Scleropages formosus (Asian bonytongue)
Lineage: Eukaryota; Metazoa; Chordata; Actinopteri; Osteoglossiformes; Osteoglossidae
Product: CMRF35-like molecule 5
Exons: 4
Coding region: 51-560 (169 amino acids)
Cellular component (GO): plasma membrane
Molecular function (GO): transmembrane signaling receptor activity
Source: RefSeq, a predicted model, not a curated record
GGAACUGUGCACUUUUCAUCUCUUUCUUCCUUGGACCAGUUUCACGGACUAUGGUGUGGACCAAAAUUUCCGCACCCAGCCUGGUGACGGGUUCCCUCGGGACGUCCAUCACUGUUCGAUGCCACUAUAGCCCCCUUUACAAGAACCACACAAAGUACUGGUGCGAGGGGGUCAUUUAUGAGCUGUGCAAGAUCGUAGUGAAGACCACCAAGCCUCGGAGAUGGGGCAGGGCCUCCAUCCGGGAUGACACUCAAAAUGGGUUCUUCACCGUGACCACGAGUGCCCUACGUUGGAGUGACAAAGGAAAGUACUGGUGUGUCAUCGCCAGGCCAGGGAGGAACGUCUUCACAGGAGUUUUCUUAGAGAUUGUCAAAGCAGAAAACAGUACCACCAGUAAACCAGAAGAGGACAGUAAAACAUUCGACGGAUGGGCGGUUCUGCGAUGGAUCCUCUUUGCUGCGCUCUUGGCUUCUUUUCUCACUGUGAAUGUGUGUAAAAGCUUCCCGGAGUGCAGCGUCUUUGCUGAAGGAUCCAGGCGCUGCCUGCGGGUCGACACCUGAAUUUCUCUGGAGCUUUUCACUUCUCCUGGCAUGCAGUCUUUCCUCGGAUCCAUGAACAAACACCUGCUUUCCAGUCUCCCCCACGGAGACCAGCUGCAUCGACUGGUUCUUGUUCAUAACAAUUAGACUCAAUUUCACUGUGAGCAGAGACACUGCUCAAGGUGUACAAAUGACCGUUAAAAGGUAAAGACCCUUUAAUAGUAUAUUUGUGCUAAUAAAACAUGCUACAACACAGUAUUCUUGCCUGUAAAUGCUGUCAAAAACAAGACCUCUUCAGGUUUAUGGGAUGC